CCCGCCCCACGCGCGCGGCCUCGGCAGAUCUGCGGCGGGCGGGCCCCACCCUACCCGCCGCCCGCCGGCCCUCCCUAGCCAGCCACGGUCAAGAUGAAUUGCGCAUAGAUCAAGCUUCAGUCUGAUGGAUUCUGACGACAAGAAGUUUGGCAAAGGACCUAGGGAGCUCACUGGUGCUGUUGAUUUAAUAAGCCAGUACAAACUGCAGCCUCACCAUGAUUUCUUUUGCAAGAGGCCUUUGCCACUAGCAAUCUCAGAUACACAUUAUCUUCACAAUGUUGUGGGGGACACUGAAAUUCGAAAAGGAGAAGGAAUGGAGCUAGAUCAACUUGUUCAGAAUGCAUAUUUAAGAGAUAAGCCUGCUUAUAUUCAGCCCUUUGAUAUGGAAACACUAGGGCAAGCGUUUCAGCUGCGAGAAACCACUCCAGUAGAUUUACCCUCUGCUGAAAAAGGUAUACCGACUAUCUCGGGCAAGUCAAAGAGUGAGUCCAAGGACAAAGAGAAGAAACAUAAAAAGCACAAAGACAGAGAUAAGGACAGGGAACAUAAGAAGCACAAACAUCGACAUAAGGAUCGGUCUAAAGACAAAGAUAAGGACAAGGAUAAGAAAAAGGAUAAAAGUGGGCAUCAUGAGAAGAAGAGAAAGCAUGAGGGAAUGGAGGAUUCGGCAGAUGUGCAUAAGCACAAAAAGAGCAAGCAUAAGAGUUCCAAAACUGACGAGCUGGCUAAUGGACUUAGUUAGCUACACUUUUCUUCUUACUUCUAUUGUCAAUCCAUGCCAUAUAUUGUUAAAAGGAGGCUCACAAGGUUUCUGUCAUCAGACACACCUGCAGAUUAAUGAUAUCAUGAAUGGCUAUUUCUUUGACGAUGCUUAAGAUGGAGGCCUUACCUGCCGCUAAUUAUGUUGUUCUUGCAGUGUGGAUCCUUGUGAAAAUGUAACUUGUAACAAAGGGGCAAACCCAUUGUAUUUUGCAACUUCUUGUCCCUCACUGACUAAACUGGUUGCCUUGUAGGAACAAUCAGAUAGGACUUUUAAUGAGUUU
This is a messenger RNA of Lolium rigidum, 1043 nucleotides long. RefSeq names its product probable mediator of RNA polymerase II transcription subunit 19b. Gene Ontology annotation, biological process: positive regulation of transcription by RNA polymerase II. The record is from RefSeq and is a predicted model, not a curated record. The coding region runs from base 125 to 742 and encodes 205 amino acids. Gene Ontology annotation, cellular component: mediator complex. The transcript is spliced from 7 exons. Lineage: Eukaryota; Viridiplantae; Streptophyta; Magnoliopsida; Poales; Poaceae. Gene Ontology annotation, molecular function: transcription factor binding; transcription coregulator activity.